This is a messenger RNA of Thalassophryne amazonica, 1940 nucleotides long. Its product is annotated as gap junction beta-2 protein-like. Gene Ontology annotation, biological process: cell communication. The record is from RefSeq and is a predicted model, not a curated record. The transcript is spliced from 2 exons. Gene Ontology annotation, cellular component: connexin complex. Lineage: Eukaryota; Metazoa; Chordata; Actinopteri; Batrachoidiformes; Batrachoididae. The coding region runs from base 171 to 977 and encodes 268 amino acids.
AAACCUUUCAAGCUGAUUUAAGGUCCUCUGGAAUUUGUCGGAGAGAUUUCUCACUUUUCACACCAAAAUUCAAGAAUGAAAGGAAUCUUUUAAUUUUAUGGAAAAUUGUUAAUAUUUACAGGACAAACUCAAAGCAGGUUGUUUGAACAUCCAAUCUCAUCUUUGUAACAAUGAGUUGGGGAGCACUGUAUGCCCAGCUGGGGGGUGUCAACAGGCACUCUACCAGCCUCGGAAAGAUUUGGCUUUCUGUUCUCUUCAUUUUCCGCAUAACUAUCCUGGUUCUGGCUGUAGACAGCGUCUGGGGGGAUGAACAGUCGGGCUUCACAUGUAACACUCAGCAACCUGGAUGCAAGAACGUCUGCUACGACCACUUCUUCCCCGUGUCGCACAUCCGCCUGUGGUGCCUGCAGCUGAUCUUCGUCUCCACACCAGCCCUGCUGGUGGCCAUGCAUGUUGCCUACAGGAACCGUGAGGACGAAAGGACCAUGUUGGCUUCCAAUGUCACAGAGAAGGUAACUGAUGUAGAGCUGCAGACACUGAAGAAGAGGAGACUGUCCAUCACAGGUCUCCUGUGGUGGACCUACACCUGCAGCUUGUUCUUCAGGCUCAUUUUUGAAGGUGGUUUCAUGUACGCCCUCUAUGCUGUCUACGAUGGCUUCCAGAUGCCCCGACUGGUGAAGUGUGAGCAGUGGCCUUGCCCCAACAAAGUGGAUUGCUUCAUCUCAAGACCCACAGAGAAAACAGUCUUCACCAUCUUCAUGGUGUCUUCCUCGACCAUUUGCAUGUUACUGAACAUUGCAGAAUUGGGCUAUCUCAUCACCAAGGCACUCAUUAGAUGGUCAUCCUCAACAAAUAUGAGGAAGCGGCCUUGCUCUAACGCUACCUGUCCAAUGCAGGAUUGCACUCUACUGCACAACAAGAAUGAGAUGCUGUUGGCAUCUGCUGCAGAUUCAACCAGCAGAAAAUCUCUGUCCUGAAGGAAACCGUCAGGCCUGGAGUGGGUCUGAGGAGGAGAAAAGCGUCAACUUUAAACCCCUUAAAGCAGUGGUGUCCAAAGUAUUCCAGAAAGGGCCAGGUGGGUGCAGGUUUUCUUUUCUAGAUUUCACUGAUGAACUCAUCCCAUCUGCUCAAAGUGAUGUUAAUCAGUGAAAUCAGCUGCCGGAGUCAGUGACUGCAAAGAAAACCUGCACCCUGGUGGCCCUUUCUGGAAUACUUUGGACACCACUGGCCUAAAGGUUACUGAUGGAGUUUGUUACUUUGACUCAAAACCUGUCCACCUGUCACAUCCUCCACUGAUCUUUAAGAGUUUACGGCAGAGGUCUCAAACUGAUCCCAGAAAGGGCAGAGAUGGUGCAGGUUUUCCUUGCAACCAUCCACUCCACCAGGUGAUUUAACUGAUUAACUGAUUCCACCUGCCCAAAGUAAUGUUAAUCAGUGAAAUCACCUGGUGGAGUGGAUGGUUGUAAGGAAAACCUGCACCAUCUCGGCCCUUUCUGGAAUCAGUUUGAGACCUCUGGUUUACGGGAUCAUAGGAGUAGUUUGUGCCAUGAUUGGACUUUAUUGGGGGGUUUAUUGUAUUAUUUUUCUGUUGUUUUAUUCUUGCUUGGAUUUUUUUUGUCUGAUAUUUGGUGUUGGGUGUUUCCCUCCUGCUUGCCACGCCCUGUUCCAGAUCCUUCCUCCAAACCUGUCCUACAUUUCCUCCUUAUCACUCCCUAUUUAUUAGUUGCACCUGAUUGUGAGAUUGUUGUGUCUCUUUUGAGCGUGUAUCAUCUGAGUGUUUAGUCCUGUUUUGCUGACCUGUGUUUUUGACCUACCUGCCUGUUUUUGGAUCCUGUUCUCUGCCUAAUGCUUCAGAUACUUGCUUGUAACAGUCAGCCUUUUUGUGUUCUGAACCCUGCUCAGACUGUCAUUAAACCUUGUCCAACCUGUGUCUGAAUCCU